Molecule: messenger RNA, 1837 nt
Organism: Dipodomys spectabilis (banner-tailed kangaroo rat)
Lineage: Eukaryota; Metazoa; Chordata; Mammalia; Rodentia; Heteromyidae
Gene: Notum
Product: notum, palmitoleoyl-protein carboxylesterase
Exons: 11
Coding region: 1-1488 (495 amino acids)
Molecular function (GO): hydrolase activity
Source: RefSeq, a predicted model, not a curated record
AUGGGCCGGGCGCUGCGCGCGCUGCUGCUGCUCGGCCUCCUGCACUGGGCCGGCGGCGGCGAGGGCCGGAGGACCUGGCGACGCCGGGGCCAGCCGCCGCCCCCGCCGCGGGCCGAGGCGGCGCCCGGCGCAGGGCCGCCGGUGGAGAGCUUCCCGCUGGACUUCACGGCCGUGGAGGGCAACAUGGACAGCUUCCUGGCGCAGGUCAAGAGCCUGGCGCAGUCCCUGUACCCCUGCUCGGCGCAGCAGCUCAGCGAGGACCUGCGGCUGCACCUCCUGCUCAACACGUCGGUGACCUGCAACGACGGCAGCCCGGCCGGCUACUACCUGAAAGAGUCCAAGGGCAGCCGGCGGUGGCUCCUCUUUCUGGAAGGGGGCUGGUACUGCUUCAGCCGGGAGAACUGCGACUCCAGAUACAACUCCAUGCGGCGCCUCAUGAGCUCCAAAGACUGGCCGCGCACCCGCACAGGCACCGGGAUCCUGUCCUCCCAGCCCGAGGAGAACCCCCACUGGUGGAACGCCAACAUGGUCUUCAUCCCGUACUGCUCCAGCGACGUCUGGAGCGGGACGUCCUCUGGCUCCGAGAAGAACGAAUACGCCUUCAUGGGCGCCCUGAUCAUCCGGGAGGUGGUGCGAGAGCUUCUGGGCAAAGGGCUGAGCGCCGCCAAGGUGCUGCUGCUGGCCGGGAGCAGCGCUGGGGGCACUGGGGUGCUGUUGAACGUGGACCGGGUGGCUGAGCAGCUGGAGGAGCUGGGCUAUCCGGCCAUCCACGUGAGGGGCCUGGCUGACUCCGGCUGGUUUCUGGACAAUAAGCAAUACCGCCGGACAGACUGCCUGGACACCAUCACCUGUGCGCCCACAGAGGCCGUCCGCAGAGGCAUCAGGUACUGGAACGGCAUGGUCCCGGACCGCUGUCGGCGCCAGUUUAAGGAGGGCGAGGAGUGGAACUGCUUCUUUGGCUAUAAAGUCUACCCAACGCUGCGCUGCCCAGUGUUCGUGGUACAGUGGCUGUUCGACGAGGCCCAGCUGACUGUGGACAAUGUACACCUCACAGGCCAGCCCGUCCAGGAGGGCCAGUGGCUGUAUAUCCAGAACCUAGGCCGUGAGCUGCGCAGCACGCUCAAGGAUGUGCCGGCCAGCUUUGCCCCUGCCUGCCUCUCGCACGAGAUCAUCAUCCGGAGCCAUUGGACAGACAUCCAGGUGAAGGGCACCUCGCUGCCCCGGGCGCUGCACUGCUGGGACAGAAGCCUCCAUGACAGCCACAAGGCCAGCAAGGCCCCCCUGAAGGGCUGCCCCUUCCACCUGCUGGACAGCUGCCCCUGGCCCCACUGCAACCCCUCGUGCCCCACAAUCCGCGACCAGUUCACAGGUCAGGAGAUGAACGUGGCACAGUUCCUCAUGCACAUGGGCUUUGACGUACAGACCGUGGCCCAGCAGCAGGGACUGGAGCCCAGCAGGCUGCUAGGGAUGCUGAGCACUGGGAGCUAGGCCCCGGGCUGCCUCAGGUCCACCACCAGGCCCUCCUGCCUCUCCCAGAGCCCAUGGAGCCCUACCUGCUCCCCACCUGGGUGAGGACACCUGCGGAGCCGGCCCUGCGUUUGGAGGGCCUGGCCGGGGAGGAGGCCCGCCCCCUCUCAGCCCUCCCUGGAGCGGUCAGCAGCACCGGACAUCCCUGCCCUGCCUCAGCGCAUCACGUCCUUUGGCAUUAUUUUAUAAAGUGACUCUUUUUUAUUACUUUAAUUUUUUAAAAAAGGAAAAUAAGAAAUAUAUGAUGAAUGAUAUUGCUCUGUAACAUAUAUUUUUUAAAUAAUGAAAAAAAACGACAAAAGAAACUCUC